AUGACGUCUUUAAACAAGAGGGGAUCAUUAAACACAUCACUAAAAAAUGCCAGAAUCUUUGACGAUGAUUCAUGGGAUGCAACUCAACUGAAAAAUGAAGAAGAACCAUGGAUAGAAAAACCCAUAAAAAAAGAAACGCUUUCACCUGCAUUUAAAAUUAAAAGCGAGCCAGAGGAUUCAAAUUCUCCUUUCAACAAGAAAUUGUUCGAAAAUUUCAACAUUAAGCAGGAAUCAAUAUCACCAUUUACUACACCUAUAAAAACCGAGAUAAAAACAGAACCCAAAGAAGAAGCCAUAGAAGCUUGUACUUCACAGGAUGACUCUGAAAAUGCCAAUGAUACAGAACUAUUUGAACAAUGUUCAGGACCAAGGAGGAGUCCACGAAAAUCUAUCAGGGAUAGAUUAGGACCACCAGUUGACACAAGGGAAAAUAAAGCCAGAAAAAGUGCAAAAAGGACAGUCUUUGAAAGAGAAUCGCCUUACAAAAGGAAUGAAGGCAAUGCCACAAAAUCUUAUUUAAAAGAAAAACCACAAAUAAAUAAGAGACCUGAACUAAUGGAAGUUCAAGCAAAGAAACCAAAAAAAUCCGUGAAUUUGGAGUCUGAUGUUGAGGUUCUAAAAAGACGGCAAAAGCAAAUUGACUUUGGUAAAAACACUUUGGGAUAUGAAGCUUAUCUUGAGAUGGUGCCAAGAGGUUCAAGGUCAAGUGAAGAUCCCCAAACCCCUAAUAAAAAUGUCAAAUAUUCUCGAAGAGCCUGGGAUGGAUUAAUAAAACAAUGGAGGGUUAGAUUGCAUAAAUAUGACCCAGCCGACAAUGAAUAA
Messenger RNA from Brassicogethes aeneus, 822 nucleotides. Lineage: Eukaryota; Metazoa; Arthropoda; Insecta; Coleoptera; Nitidulidae. The record is from the annotation of a GenBank genome assembly.